Molecule: messenger RNA, 2940 nt
Organism: Leptopilina boulardi
Lineage: Eukaryota; Metazoa; Arthropoda; Insecta; Hymenoptera; Figitidae
Gene: Nab2
Product: zinc finger CCCH domain-containing protein 14
Exons: 7
Coding region: 129-2771 (880 amino acids)
Biological process (GO): regulation of mRNA stability
Cellular component (GO): nucleus; cytoplasm
Molecular function (GO): metal ion binding; poly(A) binding
Source: RefSeq, a predicted model, not a curated record
CAGUAAAAUUUAUUCUGGAGUAUAAUUUUAUUGAAUUUUAUAAAUAAUUAUAGAUAAAAAGUUAAUAUUUCCUAAAGGAAUUUAUUAUACCAUUUUAAAACCAUGUAUAGUGAAUAUACAUUUUAAAUAUGGAUAUUCGUGGUAUUGAGGUUACAAAUCAACUGAGGAGUGCCAUUCGUGCCAAGUUAUUGGAACUUGGUGUUCGCUAUGAUGAAGAAUUACCGGACUAUAUUCUGGUUAUGGUUGUGAAUAAAAAAUCACGUCAACAAAUGCAUGAGGAUUUACAUUUGUUUUUAGAAAAUAAUACAGCUCCAUUUGUUGAUUGGUUGCAUGAUCAAGUAUUGAAAAAAUUGCAAAAAGUGACAAUAGCAAAAAAAAAAGUUUCAAGGGAAUUUGUACCCGCGGUAAUUAUAAAACAAGAAGAACAACGUAAAAAAAAUAAAACAACUACCUCAUUUUUAGAGGAUCAUAAUACAAAAGAAGGAACUAAAAAAUUACUCGAUAAACCAUUGAAAGAAGAUAAGGAUGCUGAAAAUGAAACAAAAUCCGAAUCUCCAUGUGAAGAUAAACAAAUUUUGAAAAUUACUUCUGAAAUUGAAUCGAAAGAAAAAACUCCAGUUUCAUCUUUAGAAACGGAAAAUAUAAAAAAAGUCUCGCCAAUUGAUUCUUUGAAAUCAAAAGAGAUUUCAAAGACACAAUUUGAAGCAGGAAAUUCAAAACCAACGAAUGAAACAAAUAAUUCAGAAAUUACAAAUAUCGAUAUUGGAAAACGAUCACGAAAUUCAAAUGAAGAUGAUUUCAAUUUAAAUGAAUCGAAAAAAAUAAAAUCAAGUAUUACUAAACCUAAAAUAACUUCUGUUGUUUCAGUGAAAAAUCGUCUUGGUAUUAUUUCAUUAAAAAAAUCGGAUCCCCAAACAAAUAGAGAAAUUUCAUUUAAUAAACAUAAACACGAACGAAUAACAAUAACAAAAGAUGAUAAUCGACGAAAUAAUUUUUCACGUUCAAAAAAUAAUGAAUUCGAUGAUUUAAAAAGGAGUCGUAAUUUCGAGACAAAAAUACGUGACAAGACAAUUGAUAUUAAAAAUCGUCUUGGCAAUUUUCGUGAUAAACCAAAUCAAGAGAUUCGUGAAAAAGAAAAGUCUGGAUUGACUAUAAAAAAUCGUUUAGGAAGUUCGAGUAGCGGAAAUCGAGUGUCUUCUUCUUCUUCUUCGUCAAAAAAGCAAGAAAUUCUUGAUGAAAGAAAUAUCGAUAAUAGAAAUGAAAGAAAUAGUUUCCGUGGAAAAAAUGUAAAAUAUAGAUUAGGUCCAAUGAGAAAACCAUUUCGAGCGAACGAUACGAGAAAUGUAAAUUUUCAAGAAACUAGGCAUUUAAAUCAUAAUAAUAGAAAUUCAAAUCAUAAAGAUAGAAAUUCUUUUGAAAGAACUGGAAAAGAUUUUUCAAAUUUAUCAUUUCAAGAUAAUAAUGCUGAUGACAAUGAUGAUGAUGAUGAAGCUGAUAUUAAUGUUGCACCGGUAAAAUCUCAUAUAGUUGCAAUUCAAAAACCUUUGACUGAAAAAACUAUGAGUCGAAAAAGAUUAAAAUCCAAUGAUGAUGUCAGCGAGGAUGAUGAUGAGGAUGAUGUAAAAGAUUGCAAAUUACCAAGUAAAGUUAUCGUAACACCAAGACCAUUAAAACCAUUGCCUUCAAAUCAAAAAAGAGCAACACAAUCUUUAUUAUUGAGAGCUGUUGCUGAAGCCAAUCAAUCUGUGGUGUCGCAAAAAAAUCCAGAACCUUCAUUAGUGGAAGCAAAACCGCCUCCUAAAAGACUUAAAUCAUCUGGAUCAUGGAGUGGAGGUCAAAAUUUAUCAGUGCAUUUGGAUUCACAGAAGAGAUUUGUCAUGGAGAAUAUUCAAAUUGAAUUAACAACAGUGACCAGUAACGAUACAAAAUCUUAUGAAUCACAAGAAGUUACUGAUGAACAUAUUGGUGUUGUAAGGUCAUUAUUUCAACAAAGUAACAAUGAUCAAAAAUUUUUGGUCACCUUAAAUGGAUAUAAUAAUAAUUUGCCUCAAGAAAAAUCGUCUGAUGAAAAUGAAGAGAAUUUAGAAACGGAGUUAAACGAAUGUGAAGAACAAGAAGAGGCUGUUGAAAAUUUGACUGCAUAUCCAGAAAAUGAAUCUGAUGUAAUUGCAUUUCGUGUAUCAAAUAUUGAGGAAGAUGAUAAAGAAGAUGACGAUGAUGAUGAUAAAUCGAGUAAUUCAAAGCAAAGUAAUAAUGAUGAAAACCAAAAUACGGAAAAUAUCAAUGAUGUGGAAGAGCCACCGAAAAAAUUAAGAAAAUUAAGUCCUAUAGUUUAUAAUAAAUCACGAUCACCAACACCUGAAAUAACUACCACAAAAUCUCCAAUUUCAUCAGUAAUAAUCAGUACCGAGAAAAAAUCAAAAAUCGAUACUGUAUCAGUGUCACUUAAUUCAUUGACGGAUAAAAAAUGUCGUUAUUGGCCAAAUUGCACGUCAGGAAAAAAGUGUGCAUACAUUCAUCCGGACGUUCCUUGCAGUCUAUUUCCCGCUUGCAAAUUUGGUGUCAAUUGUCAAUAUCUUCAUCCACGAUGUAAAUUUGGAUUAUCAUGUACAAAAGUUGGAUGUAUAUUUUCACAUCCACAGGAAAAAUGUAAAUAUCAUCCCUAUUGUACAAAUCCAUCGUGUUCAUUUUCUCAUCCCACAAUGGUAAAAUCGACAAAUUUUUCACAAACAACACGAAGAGGCAAAUUUACCUGGAGAAGACAGAACUAAGUCAUAUUAAAAAAAAAAAAAAUUAUUUAUUGCAUUUCUCAUUCAUAUGAACAAGUUUUUUUUAUGAAGAAAUUUCUAUUUAAACAAAAUCGAAAGAUAUUAUAAUUGAAUAUAAGUUUUACAUUAUUCUUAAAAAAAUUUUUUUGAUAUAUAAUCCGAAAAUUAAAUU